Lasiosphaeria miniovina is the source of this 485-nucleotide messenger RNA. RefSeq lists its product as uncharacterized. NCBI's taxonomy places the organism in Eukaryota, Fungi, Ascomycota, Sordariomycetes, Sordariales, Lasiosphaeriaceae. The record is from RefSeq and is a predicted model, not a curated record. The transcript is spliced from 2 exons. Bases 82 to 339 code for a protein of 85 amino acids.
UCUCUUUUUUUGGGUGGGGAGGGCCUGGGCUCGGACGUCACGACAGCACGAGAAAAAAGUAACACGCGACGCGACAUCGCGAUGACGUAUUAUUAUUGUUAUAAUGAUUCCUUUUCUUGUCUUCAAGCUUUUCUCUCUGGCACCAUGAGUUUACUGAUUUCUGUAUACCCUUGGACAUGCUUUUUUGGGUAUGUUCUUCCUGACUGGCGCAGCUAUUUGUCUUAUUCCGGACCAGACGGAUGGACAGGGGCAACAUGGGAUUUUUUAUUUUUUUUGUUGAGGGGUCACGUCUUUUCUUUUUCAUUAUGGCCCGUUUUUGGGCCUCGUUGGAAUGGGUGAUCAAAUAUGCUUAUGGCAAGGGAAAGGGAAGUCGUCAAAACAAUCUUGAUCGUAUUUAGCCCCUUUCUUCCUUCUUUAUGUUAGGCGCCGAGAGUGUGGAAUAGCUGGGGCCUACUUGAAUACUUAAAUGGGGCUACAUGCUAAAU